UUUAUUUUUAUAAACAUGUCUAUGUGGGAGGACUUUAUAAAGUGCUUCAAGAAGGGCACCAAGAUCACAGGCUGCACGGAGACGAAGAUAGCUGAGCUCUUUAAUCGCGUUCCUCCGGAUCAGCGCAAGCAAUUUCGAGAGUUUGCCAAGAAACAUGACGAGUACAGACAACGUGUCCGCAAGUAUCCGGACAAAAUGCCAACCAUAGAUUGGAAGUAUUACAGGGAGAAUGUGCGAAAAGAGAUGGUCGAUUGGGUUCAAGACUAUGAGAAGAAAUAUGAUAAUUUGGACAGCAUGUUUACCAAUCGACAUACCAUGAUUGAUUUUUCAAAGUACUUCGGGGAAAUCACCAAACAAUCUGAGGAAGUUCAAAAGGAUGUUUGUAAAUUCAAGGAGGAGUCUGAGAAGCGCAUCAAAGUUCUGCAGAAUAAAAUGAAAGAGCUAGAAUCUAUGCGUCCCUACACUGAAAUGACAAUGGAGGAGUUUUGUAUUGCACAUCCCAAUGAGGCGCCCGAUUUCAGAAAUAAACCCACCUUUUGGCCACAUACACCCGAAGAGCAGGCGGAGGAAGAGUUGGCGGAGAAAGAGGCAGCAAAAGAAGACAAACCAGACCCAAGUAAGCCAGCUCCAUCUGGAACAGCUCCUAAAGAUGCCAAGCCAAAAACUCCACCAAAGGCAAAAGAACCCGAACCAGUUAAAAAAGCAGUUGAUACUCCCAAGAAGGAAGAGAAAGCUGAAGUUGCUGCUGUAAAAGUCGAGGAAAAAGAAUCAAUGGAAAGCCAGAUUACGGAUAAAGUAACAGAUUUGGCUUCUAAAGGCAUUGAUUUGGUCAAAGAUCUGGGAUCAAAAGCUAUUGUUCUAUUAAAGGGCUUAUGGCAGAAAGCUGAGAACAAGCGAAGAGAAGUUGCAGAGUCUGCCAAGGCUGAAAGAUUGAAGAAAGAAUCUUCUGAUGCUGCUGUGAAAACUGUUUCCUCAAAAGAUUUGGGCGGAUCUUCAGAAAUAUGCAACAAGACCAUAAUUCGAGGUGAAGAUACUGCCGAGGCCGAUGUCAAGGAACAUCAUGCUGACUUGACCAUAGAAGGACAGUCCGAUGCAGAUGUUUGUAAAGAAAAGUCGAAAGCAGAAGAGAAGGAAUCUGACGCAGAUAUUUGUAAACAAAUGUCGAAAGAUGAAGAAAAGAUAUGUGAGAAGGAUGUUGCAACAGUCUGUUUCGAGAAAUAUCAAGAGAAAAUUAAAGAUGAAAGACUAAGUGCAGCUGAAAAGAAGUCUUGUGCUGAAUCAGUAAAGGAAGAGUCUACCAAGGCGACAGGAAAUCAAUGCGAAGAUGUCUGCAAAGAGAAGCCCAAAGAUACUGAUAAUAAGUGUAAACCAGAUGAGAGAGCUUCAUUGCCUGAUAUCACGUUACGGGCUGAGCCAAAAAAGCCGUUAACAACUUGUGAACUGAAUCAAGUACCACCAACAAAUGCAGUUACAUCUCCAGCUCCUAACCUAGUAGUAAAAUCGUCGAAUGCUGGAAAUGAUACAACAAUAAUUGGCAUGCACCAGGAGGUUCUGACGGCGGAGAACGAGAUUUUUCUGGGAGCAAAGCAGCUGCCAAAGGGACCCAAGGACUUCAAGCCAUCUGAUAAGGAUAAUGCUCAGCAGGUAAAGGAAGUAACUCAAGAGCUGAAAGGAGAGAAAACAUCUAACAAUCAAAAACAAACGGAUAAUGCUCCAGUAACUAUGAAGUCAGAUCAGAAAGGUCAAGACAAGAACGAUGACAAAUCAAUGUCAGAUGCCAUGCAGCAAGGAAUCAAUGAAGGUUCCGAUGAAAUUGCCAAAGUGAUGUUCAAAAUGGCCAUCGGUGCUGCCCAAUUGCUGGCGGAGGCCAAGAAGAAGAUCGAGCAGGCACAACGGGAGAAUUCUGGUCAAGCAGAAGCUUUGAAGCAUGCUUUUGAGGCAGCUGGCAAGCAAGUUGACCUGGCCUUAAGCCAGGCUCAUACUGCUCUGGAAUCCGCCAAAAAACUAACCCAUCGUGCCCAAUUCACCUUGGGGGACAACGAGGAGAAGCUGGUUGCCACCAUAGAGAAGCACACGGUGUUGGCCAAGUUGUUGGCUAAUAAGGCUAUGACCAUGCAGAAGGAAAUUGACAAACUUCUGGAUGGUCUUAAGAAGCAACAAUGAAACUACAAUCAGUUAAUGUUAUUAUUUUAAGCGAAGUUCACAUUUCGUGUUCGAACUGUUUUCAUUAAAUUUGCUGUUAAAUUUUGAAAAACCAAA
This is a messenger RNA of Drosophila innubila, 2259 nucleotides long. Its product is annotated as axoneme-associated protein mst101(2). Gene Ontology annotation, biological process: proton motive force-driven ATP synthesis. The transcript has 2 exons. The record is from RefSeq and is a predicted model, not a curated record. NCBI's taxonomy places the organism in Eukaryota, Metazoa, Arthropoda, Insecta, Diptera, Drosophilidae. The coding region runs from base 16 to 2163 and encodes 715 amino acids. Gene Ontology annotation, molecular function: proton transmembrane transporter activity.